AUGGAUCCUACUUUUCAAUUAUCCUUAGAUGCGUUAGACUCAAUUAUGCUUGAUGAAAUAAAUAAUGAUUCUUGUUAUGAUGAGUUAUUAACUUCUCUUAUUAUUUCUCGUUUAAAUCAAAAGAAACAAUUGGCUGUACUUCUAUAUAGAUUAGGUGGAAAAUCUACCAUAUGGGAAAUUUGUUCCAAGUUUGGAAUUGCAGAAGGGACUGUUUUGUUGUUUACAUCAAGAAUAAUUGUUGCUCUUAAAUCAUUAAAAUCCCAAACUAUUAUUUGGCCACGCGAUAAUUAUCGUCAAGAAGUACAUAGAGGAUUUGAAGAAAAACGCGGAUUUCCUAAUGUUAUUGGAGCUUUAGAUGGAUCUCACAUGAAUUUAUUUGAGGCCCCAACUGUCGUUGAUCAUUGUGGGUUAUUUACAUUCUAUGAUAUUGGUUAUCCUGCAUCGGCUCAUGAUGCAAAGAAUACUAAAAUGGCCACGGAUCUUAUUGAAAUUUCGUUAAUUAUGCAUAAUUUAGUAGAGCGAUUGAAUGAUGUAUGGGAAACUUCGGAGGAUACAGAUAUGCAUCAAAUUCAAUAUAGUAUUGACUUUAAUUCAGAAAUUUCUCAAGAGAUUAAAGAAUUAGGAAAAAUUAAAAGGCAAAAUCUAAUGGAUAUUGUCUUGUAA
Messenger RNA from Funneliformis geosporum, 663 nucleotides. The record is from the annotation of a GenBank genome assembly. NCBI's taxonomy places the organism in Eukaryota, Fungi, Glomeromycota, Glomeromycetes, Glomerales, Glomeraceae.